CACGGGAUGCGCAGGCGGGCGCCAUAAAAAGGCCCGAAGGCUCAUCCCAGGGAUUUUGUUUGAAUCUGCAGUGAAAAUAAAUCUGUUCCACUCCCUGCGUUUUCUCUCUGAACCGCGCGGCCCAGUAUUCCGUACAGCGUGCGUUGGGUUCUGACGUCGCUUUUUUACAAUUUACGGCGGAGUUCCCCGAUUGCGGUCAUUUGCGUCUGAAUGACGUGGGUUUGAGGAGAAGGUCUUUGAAAAAGGACGCCCACGGCGAGAGAGCGGAAAGAGCCCAGAGUGAGCAUUGGCCCUGUGAAAACGACGCGUCUGCUGCCCUUCUGGCAUUAGCGACGGCAAACGGGUCACAAGGCCGUCGCCUGAGAUCAGUUCUGCACUUAAAAACAGCUUGCCGGGCUGAUUGCUCCGUCACCAUUUACGUUACUGCAGGCAAAAGCCACCGCUGCUUAUCCCAUUACUACAGCGAGAUUUUGAUGAUUCUUCAUUAUAAUGCUAAUCCUUUCCAAAAGUGUCCAGGAAGCGCACAGCGUCGUAAUUUAAGGGUUAGUUGUGAGUCCUCGAUUGGCUAGAGAGUGCGCAGCCCCUUGAAUAAGGUCUAAACUGGAUGCUGAUUGAAAGUAAAUCGCAAAAAGCCAGAGGACACAGAGGCUGCCUCCAGGACUGGGGGUUUUGACGCCCAUGCACAAACAGGGAAAAAGAAACCACAAAACCCUCUGCAAUCUCAUCAGCCAGUGGAAUGUGUCCUGUGUGAAUUAAACCCAAUAGAAGAAGCCCAUAGACUAACCAGGAAAUCACAUUCACAUCAAAGCUCUCAGUGAUGUGUGUUUUAUGAGCUGUUGGAAGUCUCUCUCUCUCUCUCUCUCUCUCUCUCUCUCUCUCUCCCUCUCUCUCUUUCCUCUCUCUCUCUCUCUCUCUCUCUCUCUUUCCUCUCUCUCUCUCUCUCUCUCUCUCCACUCCCUGAUCUGUUCAGCCUGGCCUCUGUCCAACACCACACCUCCUGCUGCUGUGGGCUGAACCAGGAAGUCACUCCCCCUCUCUCUGUCACACAGUUUCAGAGAAACAAAACUGAACUCUGUCAGUGUUAGCAGUAAAAUGGCUGAAGGUGGAGUUUUACUGGAUCAGGACCAGUUGAGCUGUGCAAUCUGUCUGGAUCUACUGAAGGAUCCGGUGACUAUUUCCUGUGGACACAGUUUCUGUUUGGGCUGUAUUAAGGACUGCUGGGAUCAGGAUGAUCAUACUGGUGUCUACAGCUGUCCCCAGUGCAGAGAGACUUUCGCCCCAAGGCCUGUUUUAAGAAAAAGCACUAUGCUGGCUGAAGUGGUGGAGAAACUGAAGAAGACAGGACUCCAAGCUGCUCCUCCUGCUCACUGUUACUCUGGACCUGGAGAUGUGGCGUGUGAUGUCUGCACUGGGAGAAAGCGCAAAGCUGUCAAGUCCUGUCUGGUGUGUCUGGCGUCUUACUGUGAAACUCACCUCCAGCCUCACUAUGAAUCUCCUGCCUUUAAGAAACACAAACUGGUCAAAGCCACUGGAAACCUGCAGGAGAACAUCUGCUCUCAUCAUGACAAACUGCUGGAGGUUUACUGUCGUACUGAUCAGCAGUGUAUCUGUUAUCUGUGUACGAUGGAUGAACACAGAGGCCAUGAUACAGUCUCAGCUGCAGCAGAAAGGACUGAGAAACAGGAACAGCUGGGGGUGACACAGAGUAAAUUCCAGCAGAUAAUCCAGGAGAAAGAGAAGGAGCUGCAGGAUCUGAGACAGGCUGUGCAGUCAAUCAAGCGCUCUGCACAGGCAGCAGUGGAGGACAGUGAGAAGAUCUUUAAUGAGCUGAUCACCUCCAUUGAGAGAAGGUGCUCUGAAGUGAAAGAGAUGAUCAGAGAUCAGGAGAAGGCUGAGGUGAGUCCGACUGAAGGACUCCUGGAGCGACUGGAGCAGGAGAUUGCUGAGCUGAGGAGGAGAGACGCUGAGCUGGAGCAGCUUUCACACACAGAGGAUCACAUCCAUUUCCUCCAGAGCUGUCAGUCUCUCUGUGCCCUUCCUGGACCUGGAGACUUACCCAGGAUCACUGUUGAUCCACACGUCUCUUUUGAGGCUGUGAGGAAAUCUGUCUCUGAGCUGAAAGAGCGACUGGAGGACGUCUGCAAGGGAGAACUGAUAAAAGUUUUUACAUCAGUAAAGGGAGUCUAUACCACAAAACUCAUGACCAGAGGGGAUUUCACACAAUGUGGAGGGUUUGGGGAUCCCAGUGAUGUUGCGGCCUGGGCCAGCGGUUCCGGUGCCACGCCCACCCCCACUGGCCCCGCCCACCCUGCCACUCCCAGAUUUGGCUUCGGCUACAGUCGGUAAGACCUGCAUCCACAGCCUCACACAGCGCAGGCCCGCGGGGCCUUUUAGUCGUCGGAUCUGAACGGGAGUUUUAUGCAGCCAGUCAGAUCAGCUCAGAAACGGGGACUGCUGAAGGUAGCGAGCCUCUCAAGGCUCAUACGUCCCUCCCCCACCUCCCGCCCCCCCCUCACUCAGAAUUGUUUCUGCUGCUCCAUGUCCUCUCACAGGUUGGUCCGCUAGCUGGCAGCUCCCACUACGAACGCUCACACUACCUGUAUCCAGCCAAAACCCCCAAGUGCCUCACAAUGCUUUGCUUGGCAGGGCGGCAGUGAGGCAUGAUGGGUAAAGAGCUGGUCAGGAAAAUGGCGAGCAUUGUUGGGCUGAAUGGCCUGUUCUUGUCAUUAUGUUAUGUUAUGUUAUGUUAUGUUAUGUUAUGUUAUGUUAUGUUAUGUUAUGUUGUUAUGUUAUGUUAUGUUAUGUUAAAGAAAAAAGACAGGACAUGGCAUCCCGGUCAGACGAAGGGCAGUAGAAAUCACUCCCUUAAAUUACGUCGCGUGACAUUCAUUUGGCGGAUUCCCGUCGUCCGCGGCGACCGACGACGCAGCAGAACGUAACGGUGCUCACCUGCCCCGCUGUAAAUAAACACGGACCUCUCCUCACGCCGCAGGCCCCCCAGCGCAGACGCCCCGGGACAGAAGCCCAUCCCAGGCCGCAGGAUCAUCAAGACCGCGGUCCGGCGGCGGAAAUGACCCGCGGGCAGCUCCUCACCUCUCGGACUCGCUCCUCACCUCUCAGACUCGCUCCUCACCUCUCGGACUCGCUCCUCACCUCUCAGACUCGCUGCUCCUCACCCCUCAGACACGCUCCUCACCUCUCGGACUCACUCCUCACCUCUCAGACUCGCUCCUCACCUCUCAGACUCGCUCCUCACCUCUCAGACUCGCUCCUCACCUCUCAGACUCGCUCUUCACCGCUCAGACUCGCUGCUCCUCACCUCUCAGACUCGCUCCUCACCUCUCAGACUCGCUGCUCCUCACCUCUCAGACUCGCUGCUCCUCACCUCUCAGGGGGGGAUUGAGUGGGGCGCCAUAAAAAGGCCCGAAGGCUCAUCCCAGGGAUUUUGUUUGAAUCUGCAGUGAAAAUAAAUCUGUUCCACUCCCUG
Molecule: messenger RNA, 3487 nt
Organism: Anguilla anguilla (European eel)
Lineage: Eukaryota; Metazoa; Chordata; Actinopteri; Anguilliformes; Anguillidae
Product: tripartite motif-containing protein 16-like
Exons: 6
Coding region: 1093-2346 (417 amino acids)
Molecular function (GO): protein binding; zinc ion binding
Source: RefSeq, a predicted model, not a curated record